AUGGUUCGACAUAUUUUUUCUUGGCUCUGGGCCAUUCCUGCUCUGGCCCAAGUUCAGAGCUUUUAUCCUCAAGGCCACGAUGAGAUCACUUAUAGCUUCAAUGUUCCCGAUAAUACUUCCAAAUCGGGGUCGGGCCCCAUAUACUUCCAGAUGAAUUCUACUCGCCAAGUGCAGUGGUUUGCCUUGGGCCAAGGAAGACAGAUGGCAGGCGCCAAUAUGUUUGUCGUAUAUACGUCUGGCAACACUGUUACCGUUUCCCCGCGGUCGGGUGUCGGGGAAAUUGAACCAUUGUAUAACAAGGAUGCUCAUAUUACAAUUCUGAAUGGCAGCGGUGUGCACGACGGAGUCAUCACUGCCAAUAUCCAAUGCGAUACCUGCCUGAAAUGGAAUGGGGGAACAGAAAAUGUGAACAGCUCUUCAAGUCCGUGGAUUUGGGCCAUUAAAUACGGAGAAUCCCUAAAUUCGGCCAGCCUAUCCGAGGAUAUCACGCAUCAUGAUGAUCAUGGUGUUAUGACCAUCGACCUGCAAAAAGCGACGGGUGGCAGCUCAGUGAACCCCUUCGCCCAAAUGGCCCGACCGGCAAUCUCGCCCAGCAAAGAAGAUCCACAUGAUGCGGCGUUCCGAAACACAAUCCAUAGGAAAAAGACGGCUCAUGCUGUGCUCAUGGUUUUGGCCUUUGUGGUCAUGUUCCCUUUCUUCGCACUUGGACUCCAUGUUUUCCCAUCGAAAUGGACGGUGAAUAUUCAUGGAACGUUUCAAAUCCUCACUUUGGGCGUGGCAAUUGCGGGCCUUGGAGUUGGUGUUUCAAUGGCACGGCAGAUUGAAUUGAUCGAUUCUUACCAUACCAUCCUCGGGAUGGUCAUUGUCGCAUCCCUUGCUCUUUUUCAGCCUGCUAUGGGCGUGUUGCAGCAUAUAUUCUUCCGAAAGACGGGUAGGAAAGGACCUUUCGCUUAUAUGCACCGCUGGUUUGGACGAUUGAUGAUAAUACUGGGUAUCAUCAAUGUUGGGCUUGGGUUUAAACUUGCCAACGGACCGCGUGAGGCCAUCAUCGCAACUUGUGUUGUUGCUGGGGUGGCAUUGACCCCCACUGUCCUCCAUACUCUCAUCAGCCACUACCUGCAUCGCAAAUCGCUACAUGACAAACCCACCGUUCAUGUCACCUACGAUGAAGGUAUCCAAAUCGUUCGCCAAUUCCUAUUCUAUGCGUCUAAACACCCCGUCGAAGAUCUCCAGGCGUUCACUCGCCAAUGGGUCCCAAGCCCACAUUGGGUGAAAACUGAGACCGUCACAAUCCCCGACGAGUUCCUGUCCUCUGCUGCAGAUGCUGUCACAAAGCAGCUGGGCCCCAAGGGUGUCAUGCGAGUGGGGGGAGAGAAAUGGUGGCAAUGGCGCGGGCCGUCUGAACAGCUGAAGGGCGAGUGGAUUGAGAUGCGGAGCCACUACAAUCAAACGGAUGGGGCCGGCAGGCAUUGUAACCGUGUGAUGCUAUAUAUUCAUGGUGGGGCCUAUUUCUUCGGAAGUGUGGACACCCAUCGGUACAUGAUGCAGCGCCAUGCGCGCAAGCUGAAGGGACGUGUAUUUGCACCAGAGUAUCGACUAUCGCCACAGUUCCCUUUCCCAUGUGGCCUACAUGACUGCAUGGCAGCUUAUCUCUGGCUGCUCAAGUUCCACGAGCCAAAGGAAAUCAUUCUUGCUGGUGAUUCUGCGGGUGGUGGCAUGGCUCUAUCGAUGCUAGUCAUCAUGAGAGACCAAGGUAUUCCCUUACCUGCGGGCGCCAUCUUGAUCUCACCUUGGGUUGAUUUAACACACUCUUUCCCGAGUAUUGUUAAGGACAACCCAGGCGAUUAUGUGCCUGCUUAUGGCUUCCGACAUAAACCCUCGUCUGCUUGGCCUCCUCCCAAUGCCGAUGAUAUCCUAGAAAUGAAAAGAAUAUCGCGCCAACCAAUAGUGACUGCCGAGGAUGUUAAAAAAGCCAUUCCCCAACCGAACAGCACUGCUGAAGAGACUGCCAUCCGUGGCUAUACUGUCCAUGAGAACACGCCACCCCCAGCCGAACCUGCCUACCCUGGCCUGCAGCAAGCCCCGAAUCCCGCUAGUUUGCAUGCCGAACCCGAUAACAUUCAUGUUGUAUUGGAAGGGGAGACAGUCGAACUCAAGGACCAAAUCCAGUUGUACACGACGAACCAGCUCAUGUCCCACCCUCUUGUUUCUCCAGUCCUUCAACCCUCUCUGGGUGGCCUGCCCCCUCUACAAAUAUUGAGCGGCGGUGGUGAGGUACUUCGUGACGAGCAAUUCUACGUAGCCCACAAAGCAGCCAAUCCGAAAGCAUACCCACCAAGUGACGUAUAUCUUGAUGAAAAUGAUCCCACCCGGGAGACCUUGAACAAGUAUGAACCAACUUAUGUACAACUUCAGGUCUGGGACAACCUAUGCCAUGUCACUCCCACUCUGAGCUUUACACGACCAGCCAAGUACAUGUUCCGUUCCAUUGCCCAGUUUGGCUCUUGGGCGUUGGCGCGUGCACAGAAUGGCGAAGUCGAAAUUGCGGAUGAUAGUGCUCUUUCGGCUGUUUCGUCCAGCAGCUCAGAAGAUGAAGGUAUGCCGGGACCCCAAACCGCAUUAAACAUUCCGCCUGACGGGCCUGGGCCUUCGUCUGUUGGAAAGGCCGGGGAUCCUCUGCCAGGGUUCCAUGAAUACAUGAUACGCCAACGAAUCGAUAAACGGGGACAUGUCUUCCCGCUAGAUCCUCCCUCUUCCUACCCAUUGCUAGAUAUCCCCCCUGCAAAAAUUGGAGCAAUCAACCCCGUGCUCAUCCAAAUGUGGUUAGACGCAAAGAAGGAAUGGGAUAUUAGAUUUGCAAAGGAGAAGCUUCGGGUUCAGAGGCGCCGAUUGAAAGAGCUGUCGCAUGGAUUCCAAGACUUUGAUGGCGAAUGUCCUCCCCCAAGCUCUUUGGCCGCCCGGCGAACUGCUCCUGGCGUGCUACCAAAACGACAUGCGAAGAAGAACUACGGCAUGAUGAUGUGGAGCGGCUGGGGAAGCAGACAUGACGAGCGCAGAAUGGAAAUGGAGAAGCAGGCCGAGGAAUCGGGCAAACGUCCCACCCGUGUCAGCGUUGAUGCUGGGCAGGCUGGAGCAUGGUCUAGUGCUCCGGCGACGAAUCCUCAAACCGAAAAAGCCCUAGAUAAAGGGCCUAGCAACAACAAUCCGCAGUCUAACGGCUACACGGCAGUUAGCAAGGAUAAAAGCGAUGACUCUAAUAGCGGUCGUUCUUCUACUGAGCGCAUAUCCACAGAUCCUGGGACUGUCUCUCGACCUCUCUCGGAGAAAGGUGCUGGCCCGAUUCUUAUCUUGCCCGAGGUGAACAACAACAAAUUCAAAGAUGAGAAUGCCAGCACGAGGGGUCUUUUUCAUGCAGCAGGAACUCUCCCAAUGAAAUCUGAUAUCUCACUGGCUCACAGUAGAUACCGGCCAUCAUCUGUUGCAGGAUCCGCUAGCCGAAGCGAGGUGAUGUCUGAAACUGGCAGUACUGUUGGUGGCGAGAAAGACUCCGUCGCCUACAUGAACAUGGCAUCAGACACCGCUAGCACCCGCGCUGUGCUAAGCGCGCGGGGUGUUAUUGCCCCAAUUAUGGCUGGCGAGAAUGGCCGUCGCUCUACAGAUACUCUAUCUGUGCUCUCUGUGGCUGGUCGAGACUCCAUGUCGCACCGUCCUGAGAUGGUGGACAGAGAUGCUUUCAAAACCGCCGAGUAA
Molecule: messenger RNA, 3750 nt
Organism: Penicillium vulpinum
Lineage: Eukaryota; Fungi; Ascomycota; Eurotiomycetes; Eurotiales; Aspergillaceae
Exons: 3
Coding region: 1-3750 (1249 amino acids)
Molecular function (GO): hydrolase activity
Source: RefSeq, a predicted model, not a curated record